This is a messenger RNA of Closterium sp. NIES-65, 792 nucleotides long. The record is from the annotation of a GenBank genome assembly. NCBI's taxonomy places the organism in Eukaryota, Viridiplantae, Streptophyta, Zygnematophyceae, Desmidiales, Closteriaceae.
GGAGACGCGGCCACGCGAUUCGAUGCCGUGCUCAUGGACUACCAGGUAGGCUUGAUCGAUGGCCCUCUCAUGCUCAUGGACGAGCGACGGGAACAAGUGCCUGGACGAGGGCGUGGAUGCGUACUCACCGCUUCCCAUCCCCCUCUCGCUUCUGACCCUCCCAACUUACGAACGACCCCCCUCUUCCCCGUUUCCUCACUGCAUAUGCCGGUGCUGGAUGGUCACAGGGCGACAGCAGCCAUCAGGGCAGCAGAGGCAGGCACACGGUUCCACACGCCCAUAGUGGCGCUCACAGCGCACGCCAUGACCAGCGACGACUCACAAGCAGGGCGCUCACAUCCUCCCUUUCACCACUCCCAUGCUUUUCCGUGUUCCCUCUUCCCCCUGCCCUCACUCCAGAUGCCUGUGUUGGACGGGUACGGGGCCACGGCAGCUAUAAGAGCAGCAGAGAGCGGAACGCGGUUCCACACACCCAUAGUGGCGCUCACAGCCCACGCCAUGACAAGCGACGAGAAGAAGUGUUUGGAUGCGGGCAUGGACGCGUACCUCACCAAGCCCAUUGACCCGGCCCUCAUGGCGCACACGCUUCUCUCUCUUAUGACUCGCUACCCGCGCUGCUGCGUUCCUCACAUUGAGAGCAUUGCGGAGGGUGAGGAGGGGAGUGUAGCAGUUGACGUUGCAGGUACAGCUGACGCCUCUGCUGCUGGGGGAGGGGUAGGCGCAUUUGGUUCUGCUCCGGGGGAGCGACCGGUGUCUCCUGUUGCGGCUCUUGUGGUGACCAUGCAGCCGUGA